This is a messenger RNA of Leishmania braziliensis MHOM/BR/75/M2904, 1784 nucleotides long. RefSeq lists its product as hypothetical. The record is from RefSeq and is a predicted model, not a curated record. Lineage: Eukaryota; Euglenozoa; Kinetoplastea; Trypanosomatida; Trypanosomatidae. The transcript has a single exon. The annotation marks the transcript as partial.
AUGCCGAACGCGGUGGUCACGCUGACAAUCGAGAAGGCUGCGGGCCUUGUCGCGCUCAACCCGGGGGGAACGUCAAAUCCGUUCUUCACCGCCACGAUCGGGGCCCAGUGCGUGACGACGCCCGUGGUGAAUAAGACACUGAACCCAAUAUUUAACGCGACCUUUACCUUUCACGACUGUCCGCUUCCGGCCAUGGUGACACUGCGAGCCUUCAACAAGAUCCAGUACAUCGACGUAGAGGACCCGCUCGGCACCGCUACAGUCACCCUCUUCGACGUGCAGCCGGAGACGACGACGAAGGUUGUACAGCUCAGCCACGGCGGCAUCGCAGCACUGGCGCAGCGCGCACCGAAUGGGUGCGGCGCGGUUACCAUCGCCUACAGCAUCGCCCCAAUGCCUGCGGAGGCGGCGGUCCCCACCGUUGCGGAGCACUCGGCGUCUCAGCUGAGCAGCCUGCCCUCAUCUACCGCAGCACCUCAGACUUUGCUUGCGGUGGUGACGCCCAUAUCCGUGCCCGCUGCGCACAAUAUAGACGGCAACGGGCCAGCGUCUAUCCCUGUUGCCUCCGUCCCGUGUAAGGACCACGACGGCAUACUGGGCUCUGUCACGCACGACAGCAACAGCAGCCUGCUCGCCUCCAACCCCAGCGCCACGAACCCGACCGCGACUACCGCGAGGCUGCAGCCGAUCGAGGGUACGACGGCCGCUGUGAUGGAGGGCUCAGACGCGUUUACCCCGAUGCUUGAUGCGAUGCAGCAGCAGAGAGCCCACCUCACACCACCCAACCUCACACCUGCUCGGCCGCCGGCGAACAGCACCUUCUUCGUUCCACAGGUCGCACCGCCCCCGUCGUCUCUCGCUGCUGUUAACAUGUCUUUGAAAGCGGCCCCCAUAAAUGGGUACGAGAGCUACGCUGUGCAUGGCGUGAAGCCGCCGCCGCCGGUGUCCGAGGAGGCUGCCGCCGCCGCCAACCCAGUGCUGCCAUCCAUGUCAGCGGAGUUUUACUACGCGAACAACACCGCUCACAACGCCCCUGCAGCGCCGCUGUCGGGCGCCGCGCACGCACAGUCCUCGGGAAGUUGCGUUAUGCUUCCGGUGGCGUCCGCCGCCCCGGCUGCGGCUCGCUUUGCUUCACUUCAGGAGUCCACUAGUGCCGCGCUCUCCUUCGACACCCAGAUGCCGACGUCGUCCGCCAGCUCCCUGUACACCAGCGCCGCGCAGGCCCCAACCUCGGCCUCGCAGACGAAGCUGCUUGUCAUACCGCCGAACAUCAACGGUACCCCGACUCCGAGCUUCUUACAGACCUCACGCGCUUCGUCUCGCGAGAUCUCGCGCCACCCCUCCGUUGCCCAGUUCCCCGCCUCGUCGGGGAACCUGAUCACCAGCUUUUCCGCCGACGCCCUACCGCCGCCGCCACUGGUUGGCGCGCUCCCGGUAGCGGUGCCACCUCUCUCGCCGCCGCUUUCCUCGAGCACGACUGGCAGCCUCCGCUCCACUCCUGCUGCGCUGUCCCCGCAAAGACAGAGCAAUUCCGUCGCCUUCGUCGCCAGCCCACUUCCUGCCGAGACCUCCGUCGCUGCCCCUUCCUCCACGUCGACCAGAGCUGCUGCUACCCACCGCGGUGUUGCUCCGGCUUUCACCGCCACCGGUGCUCGAGGCGCUGGCGCUGGUGCCGCCUUUCCCUACUCGGCCACUCGCUGCGAUGCCUACGCGUCGACGUCUGUAGCCAGCGGCACCACCUCGCCGAAGCGCCGCAACCCCCGCAGCGAGAUCCAACUCGACGU